GGCAACAGCUACGGCAGCAACAGAGCCAGUACACUCCCCUUCUCUCUUCCCUCGUGAUCUGGGCUCCGCGGAGGAGGGUGGCAGAGGGCACCGUGCCCCCCUGCUGAGGAGCACCGUCUCUGGGGACCCAACCCCGCACCAGCCCCUCCUGUGCCUGGAUCAGCUCCGGCUUUUUUCUGUUGUUGUGGAUAACGAGGAACGAGGCGUGAGAGGGGGUGUGUGUGUGUGUGUGCGUGCGUGCGUGCGUGUGCGUCCGUGUGCGUCCGUGUGUGUGUGUGUUUACACGCAAGCCACUGAGUGGCGAGGAGAGCGCGACAGAGAUAGAAGAGAGACAGAAUCAGAGGAGGAGCGAGCGGAACGAGUGGAGAGAAAGGCAAACGGGGAUGAGUGGCAGGUUUGGCACGGCUGCCGAUGCCAGGGUCUGAGCGUGAGGGAGGCGGGAACGGAGAGGAGGAGAGAGAGGGAGGGCGGCGCUAGAGAGACACACAGAGCGAGGGGGAGAAGGAGAGAGAGCCGAGGAGUUGAAGGCUGGCACGCUUGGAUUCGGCACUGGCAACUUAUGUGCAGACGGCGCGGGGAAGACAGAGACAACACAGACACACACACUUUCCCACCGAGAGCCGUGCCAAUGAGGAGGAACCGCAGACCACACUCCAGUCCCGGGUGUAUGGUGCACUGACCCUGCCUGGGAUAGGCAAGGAGUCAGAGGACCCGGGCCAUGAUUGGUUCCCCUGGUCCUGGCGGCCGUGGCGUUGAGCCCCGGGCGGGGCGGUGGCAGUGGGUCGUGACCUCCCUCCUGGUGACCGCCUCCCUGCUGAUGCCGGAGGGCGGCCUGGCGUGCCCGCCGCGAUGCGAGUGCUCGGCCCAGCUGCGGUCGGUGUCCUGCCAGCGGCGCCGCCUCACCGCCGUCCCCGAGGGCAUCCCCACGGAGACCCGCCUCCUGGACCUCAGCAGGAACCGGCUGCGCGGCGUGCAGGCGGCGGACCUGGCGCCGUACCCCCGCCUGGAGGAGGUGGACCUCAGCGAGAACCUCAUCGUCACCCUGGAGCCCAACGCCUUCGCCAACCUGCAGAACCUGAAGGUGCUGAAGCUCCGGGGCAACCAGCUGAAGCUGGUGCCCAUGGGCGCCUUCGCCAGGCUGGGGAACCUGACCAGCCUGGACCUGAGUGAGAACAAGAUGGUGAUCCUGCUGGACUACACCUUCCAGGACCUGAGGAACCUUAAACACCUGGAGGUGGGCGAUAACGACCUGGUCUACAUCUCCCACAAGGCGUUCUCCGGCCUGCUGGGCCUGGAGGACCUGACGAUAGAGCGCUGUAACCUGACGUCCAUCUCGGGCCCCACGGUGUCCUACCUCCGCAGCCUGGUCACCCUGCGGCUGCGCCACCUCAGCGUCGCCGCCCUGGAGGACCAGAACUUCCGCAAGCUGUCCAACCUGCGCGGCGUGGAGAUCGACAACUGGCCCUACCUGGAGCACGUCUCCCCGCAGAGCUUCCAGGGCCUGGACCUGCGGUGGCUGUUCAUCACCAACACCAACAUCACGUCGGUGCCCUCCGCCUCCUUCAAGAACCUGGUGCACCUCACCCACCUCAACCUGUCCUACAACCCCAUCAGCUCCCUGGAGCCCUGGGCCUUCAAGGACCUGCUGCGGCUGAAGGAGCUGAUCAUGGUGAACACGGGCCUCAUGACCGUGGAGCCCCACGCCCUGGGCGGCCUGCGGCAGAUCCGCGUGCUCAACUUCUCCGCCAACGACCUGCAGACGCUGGAGGAGGGCGCCUUCCACUCGGUCAACAGCCUGGAGACGCUGCGGGUGGACGGGAACCCGCUGCUGUGCGACUGCCGCCUGCUCUGGAUCCUGCAGCGGCGCCGCACCCUCAACUUUGACGGCAGGGUGCCGGUGUGCGCGGGCCCCGCGGAGGUGCAGGGCCACAGCCUGAGCACCUUCACCGACUCGGCGCUCUUUGAUCACUUCACCUGCCAGAAGCCCAAGAUCCGCAACCGCAAGAUGCAGCAGGUGGUGACGCGCGAGGGCCAGCCCGUCAGCUUCCUGUGCCGCGCCGAGGGGGAGCCCGUGCCCGCCAUCAUCUGGAUCUCCCCGCAGCGGCGCCGCAUCACGGCCAAGAACUCAGGCCGCAUCACGGUGCUCCCGAGCGGCACGCUGGAGAUCCGCUACGCCCAGCUCACCGACAGCGGGACCUACAUCUGCAUCGCCAGCAACGCCGGCGGCAACGACACCUACUUCGCCACGCUGACGGUGCGCGGCCAGCCCCUGGACACCGCCUCCGCCUUCUUCCUCAACCGCUCGCUGUACGCCGGCGACUUCCUCAACGACACCGACCGGAACGGCACGCGCGUGUUCCUCAAGUUCACCCUGGACCUGACCACCAUCCUGGUGUCCACGGCGAUGGGCUGCAUCACCUUCCUGGGAGUGGUGCUCUUCUGUUUCCUGUUGCUGUUCGUGUGGAGCCGGGGACGCGGCCAACGCAAGAACAACUUCACAGUGGAGUACUCUUUCCGGAAGUCGGAGCCGGCGGUCGGCGGCACCACCAGCGGCGCCCGGAAGUUCAACAUGAAGAUGAUCUGAAACAACGCGGCCAGGGGUCCCUCGGGGGAGGCGUGAGCACGUCCCACGCAAACGUGUUUGACAAACAACAAGCGCACACAGCUGCUGACUCGCAAAUGUCUGUCUUUUGUCUGAGCACGCUCAGUAGGUGGCCCCUACUUGAAUUUGUCAAACCAUGAGUCGCGGUUGGUUUGAGUUGUGGAGGACUCGUUUAAAUCACGCUGACUGCACUGCCUCUCACACGCUUAUUCAGCUUGUGGUUCAUCAACAAAGGGUGAAGAUGAGGAUCUGCUAUAUAGAUUUGUUUCAAACGUUUUAGUCGGAUAAGUAUACUACAAUUUUAGAGUCAUAAGAUAAGUUUAAUUUGGCAUGCUAACUGGGCUUUGGAUAGUGGUGUCAUGUCAUGUCUUACACUCCAAUGACAAAACAAACAAAGGCUUUUGUUUCUUUUCUGGGUUUUUCUAAAUUAGCAUGGGGAUUUCAAUUAAAAUUUCAACAGACAUGGCUACCACCCAGUAAAACAGUUUCACAGCUUUGCUUUUGUAAAACUCCUGCCUUGCUCAAGAUCUUUGGCAACAUUUUGAGACACAAUUAUAUUCAAUUAUAGAGUCCCGUGGGCUUAAACAUGAAUAAAAGACUCCCUUUUGUAAGACGGUUUGAACAUGUCUCCUAUAGUAUUUCUAUAGCUGAUCUACUGAGCGGCCCCCGUCCGCUCAGACCCCUGCUGAAUGGUGAGGAAGGUGGUGUAGGAUCAACGACGUCCACCGUGGUCGAUUGGGUUGAGAUGCGGCACAAUGCUAGCAGCAAACGUUCCCCUUCCGCCGACCGCGGCCCGCCGUCGGAGGCGCGUGUUUGCGACGAGGUGAGCUGUGUGCGUUUGGGACGAGCGCACCGACCGGCCACAACAAACGACCCACCGGGGCCGCAGCAGCCCGUGUCUCCGAGGGGUUUGGUUAGGAAGUCAAGCCCGACGGACACACGGGCUGCCUGGUCGCCGUGGCAACCGACAUAAGGGAGAGCAAAAGGGGGUUGGGGCGGGGUGGUAGGA
Messenger RNA from Gadus chalcogrammus (walleye pollock), 3611 nucleotides. Its product is annotated as leucine-rich repeat and immunoglobulin-like domain-containing nogo receptor-interacting protein 3. The transcript is spliced from 4 exons. The record is from RefSeq and is a predicted model, not a curated record. Gene Ontology annotation, cellular component: plasma membrane. Gene Ontology annotation, molecular function: protein binding. Bases 719 to 2584 code for a protein of 621 amino acids. NCBI's taxonomy places the organism in Eukaryota, Metazoa, Chordata, Actinopteri, Gadiformes, Gadidae.